Messenger RNA from Colletotrichum navitas, 935 nucleotides. RefSeq lists its product as uncharacterized. Bases 214 to 696 code for a protein of 160 amino acids. Lineage: Eukaryota; Fungi; Ascomycota; Sordariomycetes; Glomerellales; Glomerellaceae. The record is from RefSeq and is a predicted model, not a curated record. The transcript has a single exon.
GUCACUCUCUCUCUCUCUCUCUACGGAUACUCUCGCGCGCGCCCCCGCCCCGUCCUGUCCCAUCUUCGCUCGGGGGUUCCAGUUUUUGGCUUUUUAGCCGAAGAGAGAGAAGGGACCGAAAUGGCAUUGAUGGAGCUUCCUCUCCCCUCUCUCUAUCACACAUCCUUUUGAGGCUAGGCCGAACCAGAAGAACCGAGUGUCGGUCGGAAAACCAUGCUUCUUCGUUUACACCAAACCCGCCCCCUUGCCCGCCUUGCCCGCCUGCGCUUUGCAGCUGCAGCUGCAGCUCGCGUCAUUACCGAGCCUUUGUGGGCGCGCGCAGGAUCGGACGUAUUACUACCUCAGUGGAGGAGAAAGCGCGUAUUGGUUUUCUGCGCAUGUUGGAACGCCAAAUGCGGGACCGGGAAGUGCACCCACAUGGCACAGCGCACCCACAAAAGCCACUGUCGUGUGCAUGUGUGUGUGUGUGUGUGUGUGUGUACCUUGGGUAAACUAUGUAUGGUAUACGUGCCCGGGUGCAUCGCAAUCGCAACCAAGCCUCGUUGGCCAAGACACUCUCAUGCGCUGGCGGGAGAUUCGGAGAGCAUGCCGGCCACCCGACCAUCAGCGAAAACGAAGGUGAAUUCGGUUUCGAUAAUCAAAAAGAGAAGCCCAAGGGAGGAAACUCAGAUUUCGUCUCAUCAUGUCCGAAGAUGACGAAACCUUUUCCCUUCGCCGGCUAGUGACGAGGAAAAGCCCCCCCAAGCGCUGCGUGCAUCGUGGCUGGGUCAUUAAGCCUCCGGUCUUUUCGUAAUCUUGGUCGGUGCGUUAAUUCGUCAUACUUCAGGUCAAUUAAGGACAAUAAGAACAUUACGCACAACUCCGUCCCAAGCUGGCAGGGGGGGGGGGGGGGUAUGAGGUCUUGACUUGAUUGGUUUUUUUACUUUUUGUUUUUU